AUGAGGAAGACGCGGAGAAUAGGCGAAGAGGACCGGCUCGCUGUCUUGGAAAUUCUACAAUGUGCACAGAAGGAGGGGGAGGCGGUGUCAGAGUUUGCCGUACAGCUAAAAAAACUUGCGUCCACUUGCGACUUCAAGGAGUUCUUGGAUGAUGCUCUCAGGGAUAGGUUUUUGUGUGGCCUUCGUUCAAACGAGAUUCAGAGUAGGCUAUUAUCCGAAGGUGAUACUCUUACCUUUGACAAGGCAUUACAGUUAGCCCUAGUUUUAGAAGAUGCUUCUCGUAGUGCGAGAGUCACAAAUAAUGACACAACGUUAGAUCUGCCGAUGGUGAUCAUCCGAAGUGAAACUCCAAACCAACCAGUGUUACUAGGCAGGAACUGGCUUAACAGGAUCAAAUUGGACUGGGGAAAACUGGUCAAGGAUAAUAACCUAGAUGGAAGACAAGUGAAGGACAAGGACAUGGUGGGCGUUGUAAACGCAGCCGCCCGGAUUCAGAGAUGGGCUCUGACCCUAGCAGCUUAUGAUUACGAGCUGGUUUACCGAAAAGGUUCUGAUAUGUGUAAUGCAGAUGCAAUGUCAAGACUGCCCUGUAAUGUUGAUUGCAACCCAGAUGAAGUCGUAGCUUUCUUUUCUUCCAUUGAUGAAAUGCCUAUAACCUUCAAGGAGAUUAGUCUCGCCACCCGCCACGACCCCGUCUUGUCUAAGGUGUUGGACUAUACGUUGAAUGGGUGGCCUAGCUAUAACAACAGCCCCCAAUUGAAGCCAUAUUUCUCAAGGUCUACUGAAUUGUCUGUUGAGCAGGAUUGCUUACUCUGGGGAAGGAGAGUUGUGAUACCGGCGCCGCAUCGGAAGGAAGUUUUGGCACUCUUGCAUAAGGAACAUCCAGGGGAAAGUCGAAUGAAAAAUCUGGCCCGCAGUUACGUGUGGUGGCCCAACAUGGAUAAUGACCUAGAGGAGAUGGUUAAAAAUUGUUUUAUUUGUCAGUCCACUCGGAAUUCGUUGCAGUUGGCCCCGUUACAACAGUGGUCGUGGCCCAAGCAUUGCUGGCAGCGCAUACACAUUGAUUUUGCCUCAUUCCACAAUAAGGAGUUUUUGAUUAUUAUUGAUGGCUUUUCAAAAUGGAUGGAGGUUUUCUACAUGACGUCAAUCACGUCAGCCAAGACAAUCGAGAAACUCAGGACUUGUUUUUCUGCCUACGGUCUUCCGUCAACUUUGGUAUCAGAUGGUGGCCCUCAACUUAAUUCAAAAGAGUUUGAUGAUUUUUUGAAAGCCAAUGCUAUCCUUCAUGUGGUCACCCCACCGUACCACCCAGCUUCGAACGGCCUUGCUGAACGAGCGGUACAGACUACCAAAAAAUCUUUUAUCCGUCAGCUUUUACAUGAUGAGAAGUCCGGAGAACCUCGGGCUUUACAACAUCGCAUCGACAGUUUCCUCUUCGCCUAUCGAAAUACUCCGCAUUCGACCACAGGAAGUACCCCAGCAGAGUUAUUCUUACGGUUUGUACCAAGAAAUCAUUUGAGCUUGUUAAAACCCCACCUCGCUCGUUCAGUUGAUGAAAAACAGUUGAAAAUGGAAGAAGCGGCUAAUAAGAGAAGAGGCAAAUUCAGAUCAUUUGUAGUAGGGGAGGAAGUAUAUGUUAAAAGCGUAAGACAGGAAUCUUUAAACUGGAUGCCAGGACAGGUUGUUAAGGUAGUGAGUCAAGUGACUUAUUUAGUGAAGGUACAAGGCCGUACUCGCUUUGUUCAUGCUGACCACUUGCGUCCUAAAUUUGGAACAAAUGUCGAAGAAGAAACCCUUAUGACAUUACCUACACCAGUUUCCCCAGGAAGGCCUAAGACUAGCCCGGGUAUUAAUAAAACAGUAGAGGAGAUGAAGGAUGGUUGCGAGAUGGAUCAACCUAUAAUUCAAGACGAAGUACAUGAACCUGACCCAGUGAAGACAGUAAAAACCCCAAGCCCCGGAGGACCUCUUCGCCGUUCUCAGCGUGAGAGAAAACCUCCAAGGAAACUCGAUCUUUAA
Messenger RNA from Macrosteles quadrilineatus (aster leafhopper), 2019 nucleotides. RefSeq lists its product as uncharacterized. Bases 1 to 2019 code for a protein of 672 amino acids. Gene Ontology annotation, molecular function: nucleic acid binding. The record is from RefSeq and is a predicted model, not a curated record. Lineage: Eukaryota; Metazoa; Arthropoda; Insecta; Hemiptera; Cicadellidae. Gene Ontology annotation, biological process: DNA integration. The transcript has 4 exons.